AUGGAGGACGACAGCGGUUACUCACAACCUGCCACUUCCCGCGCUCUUGCAGAUAUUAGCGUCACUGCAGGCAGACGUAACAGCAACAACUACUCGAAGAUGGAUGGACCAUACGAUGAUGACAUUCCAAAUUCUUCCCCCUAUCCAAGUUCAUACAACGCCCCGACCAAGUCGGCUUCCCCUCUCAAUUUCUGGCAGGACAAGUUGCAGGAAAACAUGACACACUCCGGAUUGAAGCCCUCGACUUCCCAGCGACGGACUUCAGUUGAGAGACUCAGGGGCCGCGCUCAAGUCUCUAGCAACCUUUUCCAAAAUUCUAGCCCUCUCCCCAGCAGCACAACCGGUUCCAUCAGAGCCAAACCUGCCGGUUCAAGGCUCCCAAUCCCCACAUCUUCAAAACAAAACACUCCAGUCAAGGGCGUCAACACCACCGGUGCCAGCAACAUCUCCGGCUAUGGUGCUAACCCCGACCAACAGAGAUCUACACCACCCCCUGCUAGACCGAUCUCAAUCCUUUCCCCUCCCCGUCCCGAUGAUUCUCACCUUGUCAUUUCUAGUCCUCCCAGAAACAAACAGGUCACUUUCACUGCUGCCCCGCAGGUUCAGAUGUUCGUUCCCACCACACCCGAGCCGUCUGUUUCUGCUUCUGAAAACACGUACGAGACCGAGUCUGAGGAUGAAACCGAAGAUGAUGAAGACUAUAAUAUGCCCGUUGUCGGUCCGGAAGACUGGGACGAUGAUUCGCAAGAUCCCGCCCUAGUUCAGCCGCAGGUUCAACACUUGAAGGAAGAAAAUAUCCACCGAGAUGCUGCUCCAUCACCAAUUGGUAGUCGCCCAUUGCCUCCAAUACCUCCCACUACUACCGAUUCUCCAGCUGGUACUCCACCACGUCGACUACCACUCCACGAACGUCUCGAGAUGGUUAUGAGGUCUAGUUCUCCAGUAGCUGGCGGGAGACCUGCUCCUCCUCCCCUUGCAGAAAUUGCUCAGGAAUAUUUCCCAACACUAGAAGAUGAGGUCGAAGAAACAGAUUCUGAAGUCACGGACUCAGAAGUUGGCAAUGAUGAAGGCUUCAGCCCGGUUAUUCUAGCCGAGGAAGCUCUAAGCGAUGAUGAUAUGUCGGACGGCAAUCUUUCGCGCCAGUUGUCCUUCUCCAGCAACAAGGAGAACAUUGAUGUCAGGAGACCGGACCCGGUACCAGCGCGAACAGCCGAGGACAUUCUCAAUGCCGAAUUCCGUAUUCCCAGGAUUUCAAGGGAGUCGAUCCGCCGCCAAGUUCAAGCCAAUAGGGACCAACCAACGGACGAACCAGUUUUCGCAUCUCCGGAACCAAGGAGACAAUCUAACGGUGUCAAUAACUUCGCCAAUCCUGUUGAGCAAAAAGCUCCCCCGGCCCAGAAUGCUAGGAUGGAUCUUGCCACGCUCGCACAAAAAUUGAACACCGAUCAAAACGAGAUGGAGGUUCUUCCCAACAUUCUAGGGCGGCAAGCAUCUUUCCGCAGAAGCUUUAUCGCCAACCCAGCUGCCGCUACUGAGGAAGAGUAUGAUUCGCCUGUUGGAGAGGAUGACGAGUCAAGAUACAGCACUGACUCGGAAUACGAGAGACGACAUCAAUAUGAGGAGUAUGAAGAGGACGAGAGCCAACCCGCCACCCCAACUCAGGCUUCAUUCGCCAGCGCUUUCGGGUCUUCGACAGAAUACCACGAUGAUAACGAGAGCCAAGCUGAUCUAGAUCUUCCUGAGCUCGGGAAGCUGUCCUUGAACGACGCUGCCUCUAGCAACUCUUCCCACACCCUAGUUGAGCAGCAACCCAUGCAUAAACCUAGUGACUUCUUCCCUCGUUCUCGUAACAGAAAUCUCUCCGAUAGUGACUACGAUGAACGAGCUGAUAGUAUGAGCAUUUGCGAGUCCGUCAUUCGUCAUGAUAUCUACGAUUCCGAUGACUACGAGGAUGAUGAGAGCAUGUGGGAUGCUGAAUCUCUCCGCGCGAGGACCCCAUCUCCGGUUCCAGCUCAACGGGCCACCAUCAGAUCCGCUAGUGGCAUUAUGCUAAAGACCCGAAAGAGCUCUACUCCGGCUGAUAUCGCGACAAUGGCGGCUGCGAGGCGACAUGUGAGCCGCGCUGAGGAAGUGCCACCGGUUCCUGCUGUCCCUCCAGUUCCCAAGAUCGAUACUGCCUUUUUAGGAAACAAGGACGCGAAGAAUUCCGAAGUUGAAGCUAAAGAGGAGAAGGUUGAAACUCCUAAAACAGAAACCCCAGAGACUGAGACUCCCAAGGCCGAGAAGAUCCAACAAGUAAUUGUUCAGCCGGAGGAAAUUAAAACGGAAGUAGCCAAGCCAGAGAAAGUACAGGUCAAGGAUGAAGCUGUUGUCGAAGAGGAGGCAGAAGAAGCAGAAGAAGAGGAAGAAGAGGAGGAGGAGGAGGAGGAGGAAGAAGACCGACCUUCUACUUCUGGCUCUCAGAGUACCAUCGGCGAGGAACCGGUCAAGAAGGAAAAGGCCCCAGCCCAACGAACCUCGCAACUCGCUCUUCCAUCGCUUGGCCUCAACCUCAACAUGGGUAGCAGCCUUUCUGUCGAACUUGAGCGCGUCAUCGAAAGCCAGAAGCGAGGAUACCUCAUGAGAGAAAACUCUAAGGUCGUCCAUGCUUCCACUCGUGAAGAACCAAGCACACCUUCGACUAAAACCCCUACCCAUAAGAAGACUCAAAGUUGGACCGUGGAACCAUGGCAAGGCUCCCCUGGCUCUACUACUCCCCGCCGACGCAGCGGGCGAGGCGACAGCGUCAAGAGAAAAUCCUUGGAUACCGGCCGCCAACACCACGCUGCAGCGAUGGCCCAAGCGGCUAAAGCCACCGAGUUGUCAGUUGUUGAGGAAGAUAACAAGGACGCACGAGCAGCUGUUGCCGAAGCAGUAGCUGAUACCGCACCCGAGAACGCCAUGGGUGGUGAAGGAGCGGAACGUGGACGAUUCUUCGUUAAGGUUGUCGCCGUCAAAGACCUACAACUACCACUCCCACAGAACGAGUCCAGUUACUUUUGUAUGACAUUAGAUAAUGGGCUCCACUGCGUUACCACCUCUUGGUUGGAGCUCGGAAAGAAUGCGCCUAUCGGACAAGAAUUCGAACUCAUUGUUCUUGAUGAUCUUGAAUUCCAACUCACCCUUCAGACAAAACUUUCUCCACCCCCAGCGCCUAUUACUCCCCCAGAGGUUUUUGUCGCUCCCACUCCAAGUCCGACCAAGUCUAAAUCCAGAUUUGGUAAUUUCUUUGGUUCCCCAAAGAAGCGCAAAGAGCAAGAACGACUUCUCCAACAGCAACAGCAGCUCCAACGCCAACAGCAGGCCGCUGUUGCUGCCCAGCGUCGUGCCGCGCCACCAUCGUCUUGGGAAUUACUCCACAACCUAGUCGCUAAGGAUGGGAGCUUUGCUAGGAGUUAUGUUAGUGCCAAAGACUUCGAAGAUAAAGCUUAUGGUCGUCCGUACAUCAUUGAGGUUCCUUGUUUCAAUGAGUGGGCAGUCGAGGUUAGCAGCCUCAAGGGCAAAAAGAAUGUCCCUAGUCGCAAGCCGCCUUAUAAGAUCGGCCGUUUGGAGAUUCAACUUCUUUUCGUCCCUAGAUUGCCAGGAAUGACUGACGCCGACCUGCCUAAAAGUAUGAACGCAGCGAUUCGGGAUAUAAGGGAAGCCGAGAACGUUGUUAAUCAAACAUACGAAGGAUAUCUGUCGCAGCAAGGUGGUGACUGUCCCUAUUGGCGCCGCCGUUGGUUCAAGCUUGAAGGAUCGCGCUUAACUGCUUACCAUGAGAGUACCCGUCAAUUACGGGCUAACAUCAAUUUGGCCAAAGCAGCUAAGGUCCUUGAUGAUCGCAGCACACUUACGAGUCAGUCUGGUUCCAAGAAACGCCGUAAGUCCGGCUUUGCAGAGGAUGAGGAGGGCUACAUGUUCAUCGAAGAAGGCUUCCGUAUCCGUUUUGCCAACGGUGAAUGUAUCGACUUUUACGCCGAUAGCACCAAGGAGAAGGACGGAUGGAUGAAGGUCUUGAAUGAUACCAUUGGCCGUGCCUCCGAUGGCAAGAAUUGGUGCGAUUUUAUCUUGAAAAAAGAGCGCGACGAUAAACUCAAGUCUCCACCUCCACCUCCUAAACAAAGCAUGAUCCCGACUACUCCCAAGACUCCUGUCCAAAAGACAUCCUCCCACUCAAGGAGCCAGAGCGCAGUCUCUGCUCCUAACUUCCAACAAUUGGGCAUGACACCGAGUUCCGCGGGCACUGGUACCCCGGUAAGACCAAGAACAGGUCUUCCACCCCGCGGUUCGGCCCGUCCCCAGUCCCACUAUGGUGGCAGCACGAGAUAA
Molecule: messenger RNA, 4350 nt
Organism: Orbilia oligospora ATCC 24927
Lineage: Eukaryota; Fungi; Ascomycota; Orbiliomycetes; Orbiliales; Orbiliaceae
Exons: 3
Coding region: 1-4350 (1449 amino acids)
Molecular function (GO): GTP binding
Source: RefSeq, a predicted model, not a curated record